UUUAUAUGGGGCAAUGACUGCUGGAGCCUGAAAAGAGAGAGACAUCUCCUUUGCAUGGGUACCACAAUGCUGAGGUUUCAUGACGGAGGCCUGUUUUGUGGGGCUCAAAGAGUCCUCUUUUGUAUGGCCAUCCUUUCACUGGCUGUCUUGGGUUACACUGCUGAUGUCCCACGCCACUGCCAUCAUACCAUGAUGAAUUUUUGGCUAGCAGCCAAUUGCCAAGCUCAAAGCCACAAGACAGUUCCCAAAGUUGACCCCUCCAUAGAGGUCCUCCUGCUGAAUUUUAACCUGUUCUCCACCAUCUUAAAUUCUACUUGGCCCCAAAUGGAUUCCCUGCGGAUGUUGUCCCUUGGGAAGCAGUUGGGAGGAUCACUCUUUGUGGGAGAGAGGGCCUUUCAGAACGUGGCUGGUAUCACAUUUCUGGACCUUGGAGGCAACAGGAAUGUAACGCUGCACCCUGCUGCUUUUGCAGGCCUGACCAAACUUGAAGUGUUACUCUUGGAUUUUAAUGGCUUUGAUGAUAAAGUUUUGGAAAAUAGUUACUUCCAGGAUUUGGUGUCCCUGAAGAGACUGGAUCUUUCUGGAAAUCACAUCCAGAGACUGAGGCCUGAUUCAACCUUUCAACAGCUUGGAAAGCUGAGCUUCCUUCAGCUGAAACUCAACAGAAUUGAGAGGAUUUGUGGGGAUGACCUACAGAACCUCAAAGGCCACCAUCUUGCCUUGCUUGACCUGUCUUCUAACCGUUUGCUCUACCACCACACCUGCACCAACCCUUUCCACAACAUCACACUGGGGACCCUGGACAUCUCUUCCAAUCCAUGGAAUGCAAUGCAAGUUGAACAGUUUUUCACAAGCUUAACUGGCACACAUAUCCAGAACCUCAAGAUGCAAUACUCAGGGGCAAUUGGAAGCUCAUUUGGUUUCCGUAAUGUGAAGGACAUUUCAGCUAGGACCUUUUCUGGGCUACAUGACAGUGGUACCUUCUCCCUUGACCUGUCCCACAGUUUCCUGAAUGAACUAGUCCCCUCUGUCUUCUCAGCUUUCUCAGAUCUCCACAUCCUGUUCUUGAGGUCCAAUAAGAUUACCGAGAUUCAUGAUGGAGCCUUCGUCAAGCUGAAUCAAUUGCAAGUUCUUGAUCUCUCCAACAACAUUCUUGGGGAGCUGUACACAAAAGCACUCAAAAGUCUGAGGUCAUCACCCCUUCAGAAUCUCAACCUGAAGUCCAACCACAUUGGAAUUGUUCAACAUGAUGCUCUUGUGGGGCUGAAUUACUUGCAAAUCCUUGACUUACAGGACAAUGCUCUCUCACAGGUACCAAAGGGCAAACUCCCAUCUCUGCAGCGUCUGAUGCUGGGGCAGAACAGGAUCGGGGACACCUGGGGCAUUGAGCAUCUUAGUCAGAACCUUACACACCUUGACCUCUCCUCCAACCGUCUGAGUGACCUGGGGCAGCUCUGGGAGCAGCUAGAGAAGAUUCCCUCUUUGCUUUUUCUUAAUCUCUCAAACAACCACUUGGCGAGAUGCUUCAGGAUCCGAGAAGGCCCCAGAUAUCUCAGAGAACUGGAUCUUUCCCAUAACAACCUGGCAGGUAUCUGGAAAGCAGGAAAAUGUGUGGGCAUCUUCCAUCAUUUAGAGAGGCUGAUGGUCCUGAAUCUCAGCUCUAGCAGCCUCAAGGCCUUGCCUAAGGAUCUUUUUCAGGGGUUGGUGUCUCUGCAGACUCUGGACCUCUCUGAGAACCUCCUGUCCUUACUUCCAGAGGAAGUAUUCCUUGACCUGCAGUCUUUGCGCACCCUCAGCCUCCGUGGGAACCCUAUGAUGACCCUCUCACCAUCCAUAUUCCAGCCGCUGAUUUUACUGCAGACUUUGGAUCUGCAGGAGUUGACCUUGUUUUGUCACUGUGGCCUUGCCAACUUGCAGACGUGGCUGCAGAGCAAUAGCAUGGCACUGAAAAGAUCUGUGGCAACAGGGAUCCCUUGUCUUCUUCCUGCUCCAUCUUUCACACAGGUCUCCUUGUCCUGGUUCCUCCACAACAAUUGUAAUGUGCAGGGCUUUUUUUGAGCAGGAACACACAGGAACGCAGUUCCAGCUGGCUUGGUGUCAGGGUGUGUGGCCUAAUAUGCAAAUGAGUUCCUGUUGGGCUUUUUCUACUAAAAAAAGCCCUGGUGAUGUGUGGUAAAAGGACCUCCUCACCAUACCACAAAUUGCAGCAAAUUGAAUUGGAAGCUGGGGAAAAUAAACGUUUGAAUUUGCAUGCUGCUAAUGCUCAGAGGCUUGUUUAACACAGCCUUCUCAGGUGCUACAAGCUACAGAACAUGCCUCAAAGCCAGCUUUCUGCCUGUCUGCUUAGAAAAAUGGCAACAGAGUCCACUAUGGACGCUGAUAUAAGCCCUAUGGUAAACCUCCUCUAACAAGGAGGCAUUUCUAUCAACUGAACUGAGCUUCCUCGCCUCACCCAGUGUUCCCUCUAAGCUGAGUUAGUGUGAGCUAGCUCACAGUGUUUUUAGCCUCUGGCUCACACAUUUUUGUCUUUGCUCAGGAAGGAUGGCUCCAGAGCAAACUAAUUUAUGCAAUAGCUAAAGUGCUCUCUCACUAUUUUAAUGCCAGUAGCUCACAAAGUACAAUUUUUGCCACAAGACUACAUAUCUUACAGGGAGCAUUACCCCAUCCAACUCUCCAUACCUUCUCCCCAAAAUGUUAAUCUUGGUGGUGGGCAGUGCUGGAUUAAACCCUGUGGAGGUCCCUGGGCAGUCAAAAUCUCAGGGCUUCUCUCACAAAUUAUCUCCUGCAGGCACCUUCUCGAAAGCCCCUUUGACAAAUCUGUGGUGGAGAGGCAGAGAGAGGCUAACUGGCCCAGGGCCCCUAGAGGUGUGGGGGCCCAUAGGCUGGUGCCUACUCGGCCUAUUUGUUAAUCCGGCCUUGGUGGUGGGGAUUAGCAUGACGAGUGAAUUGGAGGGCUUCUGUGAGAGGGAGGAAACUAUGAAUCCACCUUUUGUUAGUGGAAGUUUACAGUGUGAUCCAAGCCAUUAUUUCUCAGACAAGUAUUCUAUAACUGUUUUAAAUAGGGUUAUCAAGUAACUCCCCCCCCCCAGCAUCCAGGAGAGGGUGGGAGGUAGGUUUGCCAGAUCCGGGUUGGGAAGCUCCUGGAAAUUUGGAGAUGGAGCUUGCAUAGGACAAGGACCUCAGUGGAGUACAAUGACAUAAAGUCCACCCUCCAAAGUAUUUUCUCCAGGGGAACUAAUCUCUGUAGUCUGGAGAUGAACUGUAAUUCCAGGAGAUCCCCAGGCUCCACUUGGAGCCCAGCAUCCCUAUUAAAUAUGAAUAUAUUUUUUCUGAGAUCCUGUGCAGUGUCACAUUCUCAGUGGAAGUGCAAUUUCCACAGGGCUUCUAUUGGCUGGCCUGGUCCUAAUUGAAGUGCCAAUUUUCCUUUCCCCUUACCUUAAUUGUUUACAAUGCAGUGCAAAAUCAGGCAGAUCUGGGUUCAGAUCCCUCACACAGACAUUAAACUCCUUGGAUGGCCUUGAACCAGUCAUUAUCUCUCAACUUAACCUACCUCACAGGAUUGUUCUGAUUUUAAAUGUUUGCAGAGUGAUUCUCCAGAGCUGCUCAUCUGAGCAAAGCCUUUUGAAGUCCCCACUACAAAUGGAUAAGAUUAGUAGCUGCCCCUACCCUGCAUUUUCUGUAGUGGCUUUCACCUGGUGGAAUGGCCUGUCUGAUGAGAUCAGGGGGGUUCCACACUCCUAUCGUUCCACAGAAUGCACAAAACAGAAUAGUUCAAAAGGGCAUUUUUAUAAGGUGAAUAAGGUUGUCGUUGAUGCCAGUGUCACAUAAGGCAGUCUUUGUUGCAUAUAUUAUUAUUAUUAUUAUUAUUAAUAAUAAUAAUAAGUUGUAUUUAUUGAAUUGUUUUCUAAUGUUUGCAAUCAUCCAUUGUAUCUAAUGUUUCACUGCAUUGAUCUCCAAUCCAAUCCUAUAACUCCGGGGUUAUUGUCUACAUUACACUGUGUUUGUAGCAUGGGGUUCUUUAAUUCUGGGUUGGCUGUAUCUGUUAUACCUGUUCUUAAAUCGUAGUUUGCCUUAAGUGUCAGUGAGAAAGAUGGACUAGAAAUGAAGCAAAUAAAUGUUAUAUUACUGUGCAAAA
Messenger RNA from Heteronotia binoei (common prickly gecko), 4135 nucleotides. RefSeq names its product toll-like receptor 5. Bases 55 to 2058 code for a protein of 667 amino acids. Gene Ontology annotation, molecular function: protein binding. The transcript is spliced from 2 exons. Lineage: Eukaryota; Metazoa; Chordata; Lepidosauria; Squamata; Gekkonidae. The record is from RefSeq and is a predicted model, not a curated record.